AUGAGUACAAACAGAUUUGGUACCGACUUUCCCACUCGAACCACUCAAGCAGCCAAUCUUAAUUUUCGCAUCGAAGAAUUAUGUGUAGGCACUAUCUGUAACAUUUCCAACGACCUUCCUCCAAAGAGUGCCAGCGCAUGCCAGAUGCACGGUUUCUCGGCGGAUGAGACAUUCUGUCAUCCAGACUCGCGAGCCACUCAUCCGGCUAUGAUCUUGGAAAUCAUCAGGUCACAAGAUAAUUCUACUAUCACGCAUGUGAAGUAUAUUCAUAUUUCUCACUUGACGGCGUUGACGCACGGUGAUGGAGGCUGGCAAUUGUAUCAGGACACUAUUCUGAAUGGCAGAAUUCCUCCAGACAGCGGGCCAGUGAGCCUCUUGAAAGUGACGAGAGGGCCCCUGAGCGAUCGUCAGUUCUCAAAGAUGCAGCGUGCUGUCAAUUACAAAUUCAUCGAAGAUAGCGGAUUGACAGGAACGAACUGGUUGAUCUUGGGACACUGGUACAUCAUUGAGAUUGAGCACCCAGUAAAGCUAACAAGCAGCCGGAGAUGGCCCCUCAAUUAUCAUCGUCUUGACAGAGACUCUUAUGGUACCCUGAUGGAAGAAAUGAGCCGACAUCAUCCAUAUGACCUCUUUUGGAGGCCGAAAGAAGCAUGGGAAUAUUUGUACAUCGCAGAUUCCAAGCUCCUUAACCAACAGGAGGACUACUUUUGCGAUAUUAUCAGUGAGCUGGUAUCUGAAGGUGACCUUUUCGUUUUCGUUGGAUACCCAACAAUGACUGCUGCACCCCGAUCGCAGGGGUUGAGUAAAGAAGGCCCGGAAAAGGAGAAACCAAUCGCGCUUUUGGCACGUUGCAGAACAGCAGACCCUGUAUUUUCAGCACUUGUUAGGAAGAAGAUUCGAAAGACUUAUUGUUACAAUAGAAUCCCAGGUAGGAACAAGGGGACCUGCACCACGCAGUAUACGUUGCAGAAUGUGCGCUAUUGGAAAGAGUUUCGAGCACAUCCCGACCAGCCAGAUUGUUGCUGGCCCAAGAGAAAGAACUUCACUAUCUGA
Glarea lozoyensis ATCC 20868 is the source of this 1053-nucleotide messenger RNA. RefSeq lists its product as uncharacterized. NCBI's taxonomy places the organism in Eukaryota, Fungi, Ascomycota, Leotiomycetes, Helotiales, Helotiaceae. The transcript has 3 exons. The record is from RefSeq and is a predicted model, not a curated record. The coding region runs from base 1 to 1053 and encodes 350 amino acids.